AUGGAGAGCGAGGAGGGCUGCUGCGAAGAGGGACGUUACCACCCCACCCUUCAGGGGGACGAUAACGCAGCCGCUGGGAAGGCUGCCCCGAGCGGUACCUUUGACAUUGCGGUUAUUGGUGGUGGAAUUGUGGGUCUGGCGUCGGCCAGGGAGCUUAGCCUGCGGCAUCCGUCCCUUGUUUUUGCGGUACUCGAAAAGGAAAAGGAGUUAGCUCUUCAUCAAAGUGGGCAUAACAGUGGUGUUAUUCACAGCGGAAUCUACUAUAAACCUGGAUCCCUAAAAGCAAAGUUGUGUGUAGAAGGGGCUAUUCUCUGCUAUGAAUACUGUGACCAAAAAGGAAUCCCGUAUAAACAAUGUGGCAAGCUGAUUGUUGCAGUUGAACAUGAAGAAAUUCCAAGACUCAAGGCACUAUAUGAAAGGGGGAUACAGAAUAACGUACGGGGGCUGAAACUAAUCACUUCCAAAGAAAUACAGGCCAAGGAACCCUACUGUCGGGGGUUGAUGGCUCUGGAUUCCCCAUACACCGGCAUUGUGAACUACAGACAGGUGGCCCUGGCCUAUGCUGAAGAUUUUCAGGCAGCUGGAGGUACUGUGUUGACAGAGUUUGAGGUGGAAGAGAUGGAAAUGACAAAGGAAAGUGCUGACGGAAGUAAAGAAGGGAUGAAAUAUCCAAUUGUUGUUAGAAAUUCAAAGGGGAAGGAAGUCCGAUGCCGACAUCUUGUGUCCUGCGCAGGGCUUUACUCGGAUCGACUCUCUCAGAUCAGUGGUUGUCACCCAGAGCCCCGCAUUGUGCCUUUCCGGGGUGAUUAUUUGGUGCUGAAACCAGAGAAGUGCUAUUUAGUUAGAGGAAAUAUUUAUCCGGUACCUGAUCCCCGUUUCCCCUUUCUGGGCAUUCAUUUUACCCCACGGAUGGAUGGCAGUGUCUGGCUUGGGCCUAAUGCAGUCCUUGCAUUUAAACGAGAGGGCUACAAAUUUUAUGACUUCAGCAUCCAAGAUUUUAUGGAUGCAACUGCUUACAGUGGCUUAUGGAAACUAGUGCUGAAAAAUUUUUCAUAUGGGAUGGGAGAAAUGUACAGAGCAUGUUUUCUAAAUGCCCAGUUAAAGCAGCUGCAAAAAAUCAUCCCUGAAGUUACUAUCAAUGAUAUUCAGAGAGGGCCUGCUGGAGUCAGAGCUCAAGCCUUGGACAAUGAUGGGAACUUGAUUGAUGAUUUUGUGUUUGAUAGUGGUACUGGAGACAUUGCUGCCCGAAUACUCCAUGUCAGGAAUGCUCCUUCGCCUGCUGCUACUUCCUCCCUUGCCAUUGCAAAAAUGAUAGCCAAUGAGGUGGAGCAGAGAUUUGAAUUGUGACUGGGACAGUGGAGAUUUGAGCCUCUUUGCUCCUCUGUAGUUAGCUACUGUGACUGACAGUCAAAGAAAAGGGCUAUUUCUUGUUUGGAAACAGGUGGUUAGAAAAAGGAGUCACCUAUUAGUUUGCCAUACAAAAGCACCAAACUUCACCAUGAUCUGUAUCACAGCACUGAAACUGUGUAAAAAGAAACACAGGAAGGCUACACGGAUCCAUUGAAUAUCGUAUUAAUUUGUUAAGGGGAAAUGGUGUGUAUAUGUAAGACAGCAAUUAACAAACCAGAAUCUUCCUCCUCUUCCUUAAAAGAUUUGCUUCUGUGAACAAAGUUCUGUUUCCAAAUGGAGAAAUAAGGAGGAAACCAGGCCAACAGAGCCAUUUCUGUUUAGGUUUCUGUUUCUUACUUACACAAAAAUUCAAUGAUGCAUGGGCUAGCAUCAUUUUAAAACACGUGAGCAAGCAUGAGAUGUGAUCGAAUGACUUUUCUUAGAGUCAUCUGAAGAAAAUGGAGCCAAUAGACACCAGCUGUCCAUGGAUCAAUGCAUCCUAAGCAGUUUGUUCCCUUAUGUUCACGUCGGGUCAUUCCUUAGGCUGUACCAAUUGUCAGACUACGUGAGUGGUACCCUCUCUAGCAGAAGUUACAUUGUGAAAUUCCAGAAAAAGAUACCAGUUUGUCAAGUGUCUUUGGUCUCCAGUUUUCAUUUUUAGCAAAGGCUGACAAGAAUAAAAGCUGCUUCCAGCCAGAAG
Molecule: messenger RNA, 2089 nt
Organism: Python bivittatus (Burmese python)
Lineage: Eukaryota; Metazoa; Chordata; Lepidosauria; Squamata; Pythonidae
Source: RefSeq, a predicted model, not a curated record